CCGACAGAUGGCACAUCGAGCUUGCAAUAGCGCGAACAUUUGAAAUUCUAGAGUUUGAAUCGUAUCUCAUAUGACUUUGCGCGACGAUACUACUUCGUGCGAGUUGCUAUUUUUAUUCGUACUAGUCGCUCGUCAAUGCUGCCAAAUUAAUGAUUAUAUAUUAUCAUAUCAACUAUCAAUUUGUAUGAUAGUUUUUAUCUCGGAUCGUAAAUUUAACGCAAUCGAUGUUUAAAAAAGGUCCGAUCGAAUCGAUCGAAAACAAUUCGUUUUGGGUAAACUUUUUAAGUUCUUCGAUGUAACUUUCUUUUAGUUUCUUAUUCGACUUGAUUUCGUUAUUUAGUACGGUUGGUAGAAGUUGAAAGACUUUGGAAUAACUUGCAAGACCAUUAUACUUACGUAACAUCAUCGUUAAAGAUCGAGAACGAUUUCGUUCUAUCGAAAAUAUUUUUGACGAAAGUGAUCAAAUUUUUUUAAAGGAUCAUGGAAACACCUAUAGUGCGUGCACGCGUUGUAAAAGUGCUUGGCAGAACGGGCUCCCAAGGUCAAUGUACCCAAGUCAAAGUGGAAUUCUUGAAUGAACAGAACAGACAAAUAAUCAGAAAUGUCAAAGGACCCGUUCGCGAAGGAGAUAUCUUAACUCUUUUGGAAUCUGAACGAGAAGCCAGAAGAUUACGUUAAUCUUCCUUUCGAUUUUUGCCAUUGUGAUCACUACACAAUUUUACGUAUAUACAUAUAUACAUAUACAUACAUACAUACAUACAUACAUACAUACAUAUAUAUAUAUAUAAACGAGAACACGAUACUAACAAUUUCGUCGAAAUCUUUUCUAUAAGAUUUGUUUUAUAUAAAAUAAAAAAAAGAAGUUGAAGAUUCGUUUA
Messenger RNA from Vespula vulgaris, 878 nucleotides. Its product is annotated as 40S ribosomal protein S28-like. The transcript has a single exon. The record is from RefSeq and is a predicted model, not a curated record. Gene Ontology annotation, molecular function: structural constituent of ribosome. Gene Ontology annotation, biological process: ribosomal small subunit assembly; maturation of SSU-rRNA; translation. Gene Ontology annotation, cellular component: ribosome; cytosolic small ribosomal subunit. NCBI's taxonomy places the organism in Eukaryota, Metazoa, Arthropoda, Insecta, Hymenoptera, Vespidae. Bases 481 to 678 code for a protein of 65 amino acids.